CAAGGAAUUUAGAAGGAAAUAGGUUAGAAGUAGAGGAAAGUAAGUAUGAGGAAUUUUUCAACCAGGAAAAUAAUUUCCUGGAUGAGUUGAUAAAUGCUGCCGAUGCUAUAGAUAGCAUGCGGCAAGUACUUGAGUUAUUUAAUGGUGGAAUUAUUAUAAUUGAAGAAAAAAGUGGUGUAAACACUGUUAAGUUACCUAAAGUGGUUCUUCCUACAUAUGAUGGGAAUCCAUUACAGUGGGAAGGAUUUUGGGAAAAUUUUGUAGUUUCAAUAGAAAAUCAGAAUUUAUCUGAUGUACAGAAAUUCUCUUAUUUAAAGGGAUGUUUUUUAGGAAAAGCUAGGGAAUUCAUUGAAGGCUUAGAAUUAAAUAAUCGUAACUACCAAACGGCAAAAGAAAUUUUGAGUGAUAGGUUUGGUAAUAAACGGUUGAUUAAGAGGGCAUUAUAUAGUCAGCUUGAAUUUUUACCUUACUGUAGUAAUUUAGCCACUAACCUCAGAGAGUUUGUGGUCAAAGUAGAUAAGGUUGUAAGGCAGUCAAAGAGUAGUGGUGAAAAUAUUAGUCAGGAAAUGAUUCUAAUAGCUAUAGAGAAGAAAUUGCUACGACAAGUGUUAAGUGAGUUAAAAAGUGAUAAGGAAAAAAGAGUAGGUAAUAAUAAUCAAUGA
Molecule: messenger RNA, 662 nt
Organism: Enterobius vermicularis (human pinworm)
Lineage: Eukaryota; Metazoa; Nematoda; Chromadorea; Rhabditida; Oxyuridae
Source: the annotation of a GenBank genome assembly